CGUAGUAGCUUUGGUGAGAGGAACCUCCCGACCGGAGGGGCUCCGGCGUUGUGGUCUUCCAAGAUCAAAACCACAGGCGCAUUGUCGUUUUGCCUCGGGUGGCAAUGGUGACGACUGAGCCACCCAUCGUCUCCAGGUUGAAGAGGGAAGAUUGUAAACGCACCAAACACGACUCUGAGUUCACCAAAUGGAAGAUUCUUGUUGGGCCUUCUGAUUGGGAAGACCAUUCGUCGAGGAAGGAAGGAGCAGAGAGAUACAGAGUUCACAACCUCCCCUUAUGCUGUCAUUGUCCAGGAGUGUAUGAGCUUGGCAUAAGCGUGUCUCCCACUGGUUUAGGGCGUGAGGUUGGCAAGCUUGACCCUGCUCACAUUGUUGUGGUUUACCUUGGACAAGCCGAAGAUAUUAGGGCAAGGCUCCAGCAUUAUGGUCGUUCAGGUGCUCAUUUGGCUAAAGUUGACUCAACUGGUAACCCAAAUAACUGUAAGAAUAUGCCUCUCCAAAGAGGGUCUGGAUUGUUUGAAGGCAUAUUCUCAAGAGGUUACUCCAUCGUCUUUAGAUGGGCUCCAAUAGAAAGCAAGAGGGAUGCUGAGAGAACAGAAUCUCGGCUGCUCAAGACAUUUGAUUAUGCAUGGAACAAAGGCAGUAAUGGUGCACGUCGCCCCAGUGAUGUCCUCAGGAAACUUGAGAAAACUUCUUCAAGCACUCCCCUAUUUCCUAGUAUUACUAGGAAGUUUCAAAUGCUUGGCCAGAAGCAAGUGGGCAUCAUAAUCAAAGCUAGCAAGCCAUUUUUGCAGGAGAAUGGGCUCAGUACUGAUCAGGACAUCAAUUCUCUGCUUUCCCGAGUUUUCAAAUUUGGCAGAUCACAGCCACGAUUAGUCUUAGACAGAGUUGGUGUUACUGGUAACUAUAAUAGUACUUGUGGGGUGGCUUUAGGUGAUGGAACAAUUUGUGAAAGGCCACCAGUUGAAGGAAGAAAGAGGUGCGCUGAACACAAAGGAAUGAAGACGAAGAGCUCCUUCUCAAAGCCGAUUGUAGAAAGGAAACCACAAAUGGUUGAUUUAAACCGAGAGUCUGAAGGUCACAGUGCCCAGAGUUAUGGCUAUACAGUGAAUUUUCAACUGGUUGGGGGCAAAUGUCCUGUGAAUAAGGACUUCACCAUUAUUUGUGGAGUUAUCUUGGAUGAUGGCUUUCCUUGUAAAAGGCAACCAGUUCUAGGGAGGAAAAGGUGUGAAGAGCAUAAAGGAAUGAGAACCAACGUUUCAAUUUCAAACUCCACAGUAGGGAAAUCCCAUCACACAUAUGAAAGCAAGUUGCAGCCCCAAGUUCUCCCAGACUGCAGGUCUUUUUCCAACACGGACUACGGUAUUACUUGUGGAGUGGAUUUAGGCCAUGGGAUUUUCUGCAAAAGACUGGCUGUUGCAGGAAGAAAAAGGUGUGAGGAGCAUAAAGGAAUGAGGAUCAACAGCCUCAUCUCUACGCUAGCAAGCGAAGACAAAUCCCAUGCUUUGGAUAUGGGUUCAGGAUUCAUCACUUAUAACAACUCGAAUUAUAACCAUACUUCAACCUGUGGGAUGACCUUAGGUGAUGGUUCUCUCUGCAAGAGACAACCAGUGGAAGGAAACAAGAGAUGUUGGCAGCACAAAGGCAUGAGGGUCAAUUGUUCCUCCUCUUGGUUUGGAUCAGAAACAACUUUAUGUGGCGUACUCCUACGGAAUGGAUCUGUGUGCAGCAGAGUCCCUGCCCAUGGAAGGAAGAGGUGUGAGCAGCACAAGGGGAUGAGGCUAUGAGAGUUACCACUCCCUACUAUUUAUGAGAAGUAAACAAACCAAUGAUGUUGUGAUUUGUAGCAUGUUGUAUAAUCUUACUGUAAUGCGUGCAAUGAUUUUAUUAAGUAUUUAUAACCUUUUUAAUA
Messenger RNA from Vitis riparia (riverbank grape), 1912 nucleotides. Its product is annotated as protein EFFECTOR OF TRANSCRIPTION 2-like. Gene Ontology annotation, molecular function: DNA binding. Gene Ontology annotation, biological process: regulation of DNA-templated transcription. The record is from RefSeq and is a predicted model, not a curated record. The transcript is spliced from 3 exons. Bases 105 to 1787 code for a protein of 560 amino acids. Lineage: Eukaryota; Viridiplantae; Streptophyta; Magnoliopsida; Vitales; Vitaceae.